CAGUAUUUACCACUUCGCGAUACCGACAUUAUCUCAAACGCCCUUAACUUCUCCACGUCCGACUGUCAUGUAAUUGGAGGAUGUGAUAUCUACACUACCAAGGCUGCCGGAAGCGACAAGAAGCUCUACAAGAACAUCGAGAACGAUCUCGAGUCGCAAUAUGCUACGCUUGUCCGACUGUCGGCUUCGCUCAGUCCGCCAUAUCGCUCGGCCGAGGCGCCGGAGAUUGAUCUCUCGAGGGACUCACCCUUCGGUAGCCUAAGCCAGAUUACUGCUCGCCGCACCUUCGCCUACUUGAUUGCCACCCUGAAUGCAUCGCACCCGGACUACGAUUUCUCGCACUUCCUGCGGCCCUCAGACUUCCGCAAAGAGCUUAGCCUUAAGAGCGUUAUGCGCGUAGUGGACAGCACGCUGCAGAAUCUGCGCCCGAACAAGCCUGCUUUCUACCUUGCGCCGCCCGUACUGUCGCGCUCCGCACCGGUCAUCGCUAACAGUGUUGGCAACGAGCUGUGGAGUCCGCGUAUGUGGGAGCUGCUUGACAAGGAGAUGGGUUUGCGCGCGUGCGAACGGUACAGCUAUGUACCUGACGAUGAUCCUUUCGAAGGCGAGACAGGCGGCAGUCUAUGGGCUAUGCAUUACUUCUUCUUCAACAAGGAGCGAAAGCGGGUGUGCUACCUUCAUUUGCGAGGUCUGAGUGUGAUCAGUCACUCGCCGGUGCAUGCGCCCGUAAUCACUCGCUCGAAGAAGCUGGGUGUCGAAAGGAAGGUCUCGAGUGUUUCUGUCGGCGACGGCGCGGGCAAGCGCGCUAGUUAUUGGCUUGGAAAUAAGGUGCUGCAAGAUGACAUUGACACUUCCGGCUAUGGCGACGAUGACGAUGACGAGAUGUUGAUUGCUGAGCCGGGUGAC
Baudoinia panamericana UAMH 10762 is the source of this 906-nucleotide messenger RNA. RefSeq lists its product as uncharacterized. Gene Ontology annotation, cellular component: nucleus. The record is from RefSeq and is a predicted model, not a curated record. Lineage: Eukaryota; Fungi; Ascomycota; Dothideomycetes; Mycosphaerellales; Teratosphaeriaceae. The annotation marks the transcript as partial. Gene Ontology annotation, molecular function: RNA polymerase III core binding. Gene Ontology annotation, biological process: negative regulation of transcription by RNA polymerase III. The transcript is spliced from 2 exons.